Molecule: messenger RNA, 1386 nt
Organism: Anopheles nili
Lineage: Eukaryota; Metazoa; Arthropoda; Insecta; Diptera; Culicidae
Gene: l(2)37Cd
Product: general transcription factor 3C polypeptide 5
Exons: 2
Coding region: 1-1386 (461 amino acids)
Biological process (GO): transcription initiation at RNA polymerase III promoter
Cellular component (GO): transcription factor TFIIIC complex
Source: RefSeq, a predicted model, not a curated record
AUGGAAUACAGUUCAAAAACGGCACACGAACAUCGGUUCGACAGAGAUUUGAUUUGCAUUGAAUAUCCAGGAGUAGUUUUGAAUCCCGAACGUAUGAUUGAAUCUCUUGGUGGAAUUCGGGAAAUUAGUACGACAUUUGGGCAGGAUAAACGCCGACUUGAGUUGCGAUUUCGUCCAGAUUGUAUAUAUGCUAAACCGGCUUUCGGGGAUGGUGCACCGUCAACUGGAUUGCUAUUAAAGGUUAUUGUUCGCCGCAAAAAAUCCCAGCCAAAUGAUGCCACCGUCCGUUUGGUACAAAUUAUGGGAUGUGUCAAGAGAUUGUACAAGUUCGACUCGCUUUGUGACUUUCAGCAGCUUCCGGCUUUUCGAAGUCAGACUAGCGGCAAAGUUGAAAAUUUUCACGAUGAAAUAGUACCGCAAGGUGUCUGCACUAUGAGUCCUUUCGACAAAUCGCCCAAUAUUCCAUUCUUUCUACCACCAGUUAGUUUCAGUCGUGCCGAUCAGAUCAACAACAACGUAUUACGUGAAACGAAAUGUCACAAAGUUGCGGCAACUGAUCAUUCAUACAGGCGUCGACGGAAGAAGCAUGGCAUAUAUCAUCCUUUCACACUGACUGAGCCCAUCCCGGAUAAACCAUCUAUACAAGCUCAAAACAUGAUAGACGAAAAAUUGACUUCGUCGGAGGACGUAGAAAAAAUUCGUUGCGCAUUCAAAACACGCCCCAUAUGGACGAGAAACGCGUUAAUAAGUGUAAAUCGUAUCAUGAUGAGCAAGCAAUUGUUUGGUAUCAUUUUACCCACAAUAGCAUACUACUACGUAAACGGUCCCUGGCGUGGCACGUGGGUUCGUUACGGGUACGAUCCCCGGAAACAUUUUGAAUCUCGUGUUUAUCAAAUGUUGGACUUCCGCGUUCGUUCAAUUGGAUCACUACACGAGUGCAUCAAAAUCAAACGGUUAUCGGUGUCCAAGGCAAAUUAUCGGUUGGCGGAUUCAGCGUCGAGUUCAAAAGAUGGUCAGCGAUCGUUCGUCAAUAGUUCAUUUGAUGAAGACACCAUUCCUCCGCACCGUGUGGUGCUUUAUCAAUAUUGCGACAUUCAUUUGAAAAAGAUUCAAGAAAUGCUCAAAAAGGUCCCCUCUCCAAAAAGUGGGACGGUAUGCGAUGAGAGAAACGGUUGGCUACCGUAUCGUUUCGAUGACCAGUGUCGCAAUAUAAUGAUGGAAGUUUUGCUGAACAACAUCCGGAAAUUGCGCGCAGAGAAUCCGGAAGUUUGCAGUGGGAUGGAGUCCGUGGACGAUGAAGACGGCGAGGGUAUAUCAGAUUUCGAUGAAGAGGAGGAUCCAGAGAUGGAGGACAUUACUGAUUCCAUGGACGAUGUUACGGAUUAA